This is a messenger RNA of Tigriopus californicus, 1433 nucleotides long. RefSeq names its product proteasomal ubiquitin receptor ADRM1-like. The record is from RefSeq and is a predicted model, not a curated record. The coding region runs from base 98 to 1336 and encodes 412 amino acids. Gene Ontology annotation, cellular component: proteasome regulatory particle, lid subcomplex; cytoplasm; nucleus. The transcript is spliced from 3 exons. Gene Ontology annotation, molecular function: ubiquitin binding; proteasome binding; endopeptidase activator activity. Gene Ontology annotation, biological process: ubiquitin-dependent protein catabolic process. NCBI's taxonomy places the organism in Eukaryota, Metazoa, Arthropoda, Copepoda, Harpacticoida, Harpacticidae.
CCGUGUCAUUGUUGGUCCAAUUUUCGAGCCAGACUCGAACUUCACGAGUUGAAGUUAGGUCCUUCUUGAAUCUGUGUGAUCAAGUCCUAAAUCAAUCAUGAGUGGCGGGGCGUUAUUCAGCGGUGGGCGCGGUGGAAGUGCGGGCACGGGUAGCCGUGCCUUAGUGGAGUUCCGGGCCGGGAAGAUGAACCUGGACGCGAGCAGCAAGAUGGUGACGCCGGACAAGCGCAAGGGCUUGAUCCAAGUGGAACAAGGCGAAGAGGAUCACUUGAUGCACUUCAAAUGGAAGGACCGAUCCAACGGCAACACGCUCGAGGAUGAUCUGAUCAUCUUCCCGGACGAUAUCGAGUUCAAGGCCGUGCCGCAGUGCACCACGGGUCGCGUGUUCAUCAUGAAGUUCAAGAGCUCGCCCGGACGAAACAUGUUCUUUUGGAUGCAGGAGCCCAAAGAGGAUAAGGACGAGGAGUACUGUAAGAAAGUCAAUGACCUCUUGAACAAUCCGCCAGCCCCGGGAAGUGCGGCUGCCCGUGGCGGAUCCGGCGGGGGUGGGGGUCUAUCUGGGAAUGGACUCGAUUUGAGUAAUCUGGGCGAAUCCGAUCUCCAGUCAUUGUUGAGCAACAUGAGUCAACAGCAACUCAUGCAAUUGUUCGGUGGUAGUCUUUCCGGACCCGGAGGCUUACUUAGCUCUGGUGGCGGUGGAUCACGGCGACAACGGUCCUCGGCCGCCGCGAGUAGCACUCUUGCGGCCAGUGAGACUAGAUCGGAGGCGACCAGAACCACUACCGCCGCUGCCACUUCCGCUGCCACCACGACCACAACAACGGCGGCUGCGUCUACGCCUUCGGCCGCAACGACUUCGGCAAGUGCAACCUCAAAUAGAUCGACCAACCCGCCCAUUCAGUUGAUGGAUCUCCAGAACCUUCUGUCGGGCCUUAAUGUGCCCCCUGAGGCUGCCGAGGAGGGUAGUAGUCGCAGUGGCCCUGCCGUAGAUUUGGCCUCUGGUCUCACGGCCGAAGUCAUGCAACCGUUAUUGAGCAAUCCUGAUUUUGUGAAGAAAAUGAAGACCUUUUUGCCCGCCGAGGAUCAAGCCUCUCAGAACAUCCAAGAUGAAAUCAAAGGUACCGUAAACUCGCCUCAGUUUCAACAAGCUUUGAGUCUGUUCUCGUCGGCAUUCCAAUCCGCCCAAUUGGCACCUCUCAUCCGUGAAUUUGAUCUUGGAACUGAAGCCGUGGAGGCUGCCACCAAAGGCGAUCUUGAAACCUUCGUCAAAGCCCUCCAAAAAUCGGCCCCGAAAAAGAAGAAGGACGACGCUCCUGAAGACAUGGCCUUGGAUUAAAAACCAUCAAGAGGCACGCACAUCACUGGAAAUAGACACUUUUUCUUUAAAACUGCGUGUUUCAGUGAGGAAUACAACGAGUCGCUUGUUCCCUGUA